AUGGGUUUCCUCAAGAAGAACACCGAGACGAUAGAUUCUCAACAACCACAAUCCGAAAUCGCACACGAGAAAGAUCUGGAGAAAAACUUUGAAGAUGUCCAUCUAGAAGCACGUCAGACUUCAGUCGACAAUGGCGGCUCAGCGCCUUUUAUCGAUCCUGUUAUUGAGAAGCGCGUUGUUCGCAAGAUAGACUGGCAUCUGGUACCGCUACUUAUGGGACUUUACCUGCUCGCCUUCCUUGAUCGCUCCAACAUUGGAAACGCAAAAAUUGCUGGCAUGGCCAAGGCCUUGGACCUGACUGCCGAUCGCUACUCGUGGCUUUUGACCAUCUUCUACAUCUCUUAUAUCGUUUUCCAAUUCCAGGUUCUUGGUUGGAAAAGAUUCCCUCCUCACAUCUGGGCGGCUUGGGCUAUCUUUGGCUGGGGUGUCAUCUCAAGUUGUCAAGCCGCGGUUACUUCUUGGGCUGGAGAAAUGGUGCUCAGAUUUUUAUUAGGAGUUUUCGAGGCAGCAUACGGCCCUGGUGUUCCUUAUCUGCUUUCUUUCUUCUACCUCAGACAUGAAGUCGGCUUCCGCAGCGGAAUCUUCCUUGCCGCUGCGCCUCUCGCAACAUGUUUCGCCGGAGCACUCGCAUAUGGCAUCACCUCCGGAAAGAACCUAGCUAUCGCCAACUGGAAGCUUCUCUUCCUCGUGGAAGGUCUUCCCACUCUUGCCAUGGUACCAGUCGCAUAUUUCUUCCUCCCAGACAGCCCACAAUCGGCCAGAUUUUUGAACGAGGAAGAGAAGCGUGUGGCAGUCGCAAGAGGUGUACGACAGACAGGAACAACCGAGCGUGUCGGCCGCAUCAAGUUCAAGGAUGUUGGCUUGACUUUUAUUGAUCCAAAGGCCAUCUGCACUGCAUUGAUGUACUUCUCAUGCAAUGUGUCAUUCUCCUCUUUGCCUGUCUUCCUACCCACGAUUCUGGAAGAGAUGGGCUUCGAGUCCAUUACUGCACAAGGUCUAUCUGCACCUCCAUACUUCUUGAGUUUCCUCAUCACCAUUGGCUCUGCAUGGAUCGCCGAUAAGACUCAACAGCGCGGACUGACCAUCAUCAUUCUGUCCAUCAUUGGAGGUGUUGGUUACAUCAUGCUGGCAACCACGACAACCACUGGACCUCGUUAUGCUGGUGUCUUCCUUGCAGCAUCUGGAGUCUUCCCUUGUAUUGCAAACAUCCUCCCUUGGGUCACAAACAACCAAGGCAACGACGAUCGCCGUGGUGCAGCAUUUGUCCUUCUCAACCUUAUUGGUCAAUGUGGUCCUCUGCUCGGCACGCGCGUCUACAACACUCCACCCUACUAUGUCAAGGGCCAGAGCAUCUGCGCAGCCUUCAUGUUCUUCAAUGGCUUGUUAGCACUUUUGCUUCGUACCCUUCUUGCUUAUGAGAACCGCAAGUUGGACAAGAAGUAUGGCACCAUUGAAGAACAGAAGAACAGGAUUGCGGCGACCGAGGGAUCGAAAGACGCGGCUGUUGAAGCCAACAGUGGCGUGGAGAACUUUGGUCCUAUGUAUCGUUAUGUCUUGUAG
Aureobasidium melanogenum CBS 110374 is the source of this 1560-nucleotide messenger RNA. RefSeq names its product MFS general substrate transporter. Gene Ontology annotation, cellular component: membrane. Gene Ontology annotation, biological process: transmembrane transport. Gene Ontology annotation, molecular function: transmembrane transporter activity. The record is from RefSeq and is a predicted model, not a curated record. NCBI's taxonomy places the organism in Eukaryota, Fungi, Ascomycota, Dothideomycetes, Dothideales, Saccotheciaceae. The transcript has 4 exons. The coding region runs from base 1 to 1560 and encodes 519 amino acids.